UCCAAAGCGUUUCUCGAUGUUUCAGAUAUUUGUAAAUAAUUGAAUUAAAUAUCAAAUAAUAAUCAUGAGCCUCUCAUUAAAGGAGACGUAUAUGAAAUAUAAAGUGUGUGUUAUUUGCAACGUUCCGCAGUCACAGGCGCCAGGAGUUCUAUAUGCCAAGUUUCCGCAGAAUGUAAAUCGCUGUCGGAGAUGGUUAAGAGUGAUCGGUGACGUGAAGCUCCUCCAACUCUCCUUAAAGAAGCUUCAGUACCGCUUUGUCUGUGGUAACCACUUCCUCCCCCACCAUUACACUAAAAGCGGCAAGCAUUUGACGAAAGACGCAAUACCAUCAUUGUUCCCUCACACCAUCAAGCCGCUUAAAAAGGCUGUAGUCAAAUUGUUUCCCAUGCCUAUGCACAGGACUAGCGAUAAGAUUUUACUCAAAUGCAGUCAGAGGAUUGUGCCCAUAACACCAAGUUUAAAGAACAAUUCCCCAAAUCCAGUAUAUGAAUACUUAGAAAACGAAUUUGAAAUGCAUAUGGAUCCAGAUGCUCCUGAAGUCUCUGAGCAUUUAAUAUCACCGAAAAAGGAAUCAUUGAGCCCCGCUCUUCAAGAAUGUCUACCCAAGAUAAUCCCGAUACUACACCAGAACUUGCCUCCCAAUUCGCAGACCACAGAAAUAUACACCAUCAACAAGGACCGCCAAGUCAUACCGAUCACCACCAAAGUGCUCAACGAUGGCAAAGAAUGUGUAAUAGAGUUUUCACAAAAGAAGAUACCUGUAGUUCCUAAACAGCCAAAAGUGAUACCUGUCAGUGACAAGGUGUUGUCCACGAUCCUAAAGAAAGACGUUGAUGUGAAGAUAGAACCAAUUACCGAACAUUACAACACUUUGAUAGAGCCAAAACAAAAUCAAAGAGAAGAGGAACUGCAACGCAAAAUCGUAAAACUACAGCGAAGAAACAAACAACUAAAACGGAUUCUCAAAAACAUCUACUUAGUAGACGAAGUUCAGUCGCCUAACAUAAGGAGGGUCAUAAAAAAAGCUGUAUACAAUAAACAAUUAAAAGAAGGAAUCAAUGAGUUUACUCAUGAGAAGCAAAUGGCAGCGGCCAUUUUGAAAAGGGCUUUGUCUGCGUACCACUAUUUGAGUUGCUUGAUGCCCCUGCCUAGUGUGUGUGCGUUGGAGAAAAUAGCUAAAGGAGUCCCUGUGACAAGCAAAACUACGAAGUGUAGACAUUUGUUGUGAAAUGGUGAAAUUAUGCGGAAAUCCUGGAAGUGCGAAAGUGUUUAUACGGUAGUUUGAGAUUAGCAUGAUUAUGAUGAAACUAUUUUAACACGAUUUUUAUUGUAAAAUCUAAUGUUAUUAAUAAAUUUAAUUAUUACUAGU
Molecule: messenger RNA, 1369 nt
Organism: Leguminivora glycinivorella
Lineage: Eukaryota; Metazoa; Arthropoda; Insecta; Lepidoptera; Tortricidae
Exons: 9
Coding region: 65-1228 (387 amino acids)
Source: RefSeq, a predicted model, not a curated record